UCCUGCCUUUCAAUUGUAAACAAACUGAGAAGGCAACAAGGCGAACACAUCAGAGGCAAAUUUUGCCUAAACCUUUUUUGAGAUUUGAGAGAGCAGAGACGUAGGAUCCAGUGAGUACAUAUCAUGGCGAAGGGAAAACCAGGGUUCUUGACCCCUAAGGCGAUUGCUAAUCGCAUCAAAGCCAAGGGACUGCAGAAGCUGCGCUGGUACUGUCAGAUGUGUCAAAAGCAGUGCCGAGAUGAGAAUGGCUUCAAGUGUCAUAUGUCCUCGGAGUCGCAUCAGAGACAACUGCUGCUGUUUGCUGAGAAUCCAGACAAGCACAUCGAUGAUUUCUCCAAAGAAUUCCAAGAUGAGUACUUGGAGCUUCUCCGACGCAGGUUCGGCACGAAGCGAGUGAACGCCAACCUUGUGUACCAGGAGUACAUCGCCUUCAGAGAACACGUCCACAUGAACUCCACGCAGUGGGAAACGCUCACUGAGUUUGUCAAGUACAUAGGAAAAGAAGGACUGGUUGUUGCUGACUACACAGAGAAGGGUUGGUUUGUUCAGUACAUUGAUCGCGAUCCAGAGACCAUACGCAGACAAGAGGCCGUCAAAGCAAAGGAAAAGAUGGCUGCCAGUGACGACGAAAAAAUUGCAAAAUUCAUUGAAAAGCAGAUCGAGAGGGCUAAAGAGACAGGCAGUGCGCCAGAGGAAACGGUGUUCACGGAUCUACAGAGAACGGAUGACAGCGAAAAGGUCACUUUUAAUCUGGCCGGAGCCAAGAAGCUGGACACUGUCAUCAAAAAGCCACUGCCGACUUCAGGGGACAACCCUUUGGCAGCAUCGUCAUCUGGGUCAUCAUCAUCAUCAUCAUCGGGAGGGAAGUCACAAAAGUCAAAGGAUUCCAGCAAAGGAGAGAAAAGAAAAGCAAAGACAGCGUUGGAAGAGAUUAUGGAAGUGGAGGAGUUGAAGAAAGAGAAACAAAAUCGCAAGGACUACUGGCUGUGUCCAGGCAUUGUGGUCAAAGUCAUUCACAAAAGACUCGGAGACAAGUACUACAAGAAGAAAGCUGUAGUAAAAGAGGUGAAGGAUUUGUUCUCUGCAGUCAUCAAAAUGCUGGACAGUGGGGAUAAGCUCAAAGUGGACCAGACCCACGUAGAGACGGUCAUUCCUGGAUUGGGGAAGACGGUGAUGGUGGUGAACGGAGCGUACCGCGGGGAGGAGGCCACGCUCGAGGCCAUGGACGAGAAGCGUUUCUGCUGCUCAGUGGCAAUCAAACAUGGGCCUCUCAAAGGUCGUGUGGUUCCUGGUGUUCAGUAUGAGGACAUAUCCAAGCUCUACGCGGACUCAUGACCCUGAUAAUAAAAUACAACAAACGUACGUUCACCGACUUGGAAAAGGAGGCACAGCAAAAUGUACAUUUUUACAGAAGUCCGUUUUUGUGUCGGGAAAUACGUACAGUCAAACCUCAUUGUACACUUAUGCAGUUGCGAGCGCUGUAAAACCUUAUUAAAACAAACAAACAAAAGACAUAGAGAUAGACAGAGAGAAGACUCUCAGCUCUGAAUACAUGUGCGUGUUACAUCACUGGCAAAAAGACACGUUUCAAACACAGGUCGCUCAGCAGAAUCCUGUCCCUUGACAUUGGGCAGUCAGGGCUAUACUACAACAGAGGCACCCCUCUGAACCGCCACAGUCAGGGCUGUAUUAUAACAGAGGAACCCCUCUGAACCGCCAGUCGGGGCUGUAUUAUAACAGAGGAACCCCUCUGAACCGCCAGUCGGGGCUGUAUUAUAACAGAGGAACCCCUCUGAACCGCCAGUCGGGGCUGUAUUACAACAGAGGAACCCCUCUGAACCGCCAGCCCCGCUGUUCCGCCAACUUCCUGAUGGUCCCGAGGGUGGCGGUAUAACGAGUAGUGGUUGGCAAAAUCCGGAUAAUCGGAUAUUUCUCAGUGAAACAUUAUCCGAAUUCAGACUCUUAAACUCUCUUGCCUGACCCGUUUGCCGAUGUGGGUGCACCCAUUUGUUGAAGUGGUUCUUCUAACCCAUUUGCCGAAGCGGUUCAUAACACAUUUAAUCUCCAAAGAGGUGCACUAACAUAUUAUGCUGAUUUUGCUAAAGCGACUCAUUGCCCAGCCCUUAUAACGAGGUUUGACUGUACUGUAUUCUCUGUUUUCUAGUGGUACUUGUAGGAAAGUUGUGGACUUUCAAAACUGGAUUUGUGAAUAAUGAUGAGAACUAAACAUAUAAGGCCAA
Molecule: messenger RNA, 2240 nt
Organism: Aplysia californica (California sea hare)
Lineage: Eukaryota; Metazoa; Mollusca; Gastropoda; Aplysiida; Aplysiidae
Product: DNA/RNA-binding protein KIN17
Exons: 10
Coding region: 124-1335 (403 amino acids)
Biological process (GO): DNA replication; DNA damage response
Cellular component (GO): nucleus
Molecular function (GO): double-stranded DNA binding
Source: RefSeq, a predicted model, not a curated record